Lichtheimia ornata is the source of this 288-nucleotide messenger RNA. RefSeq lists its product as uncharacterized. Bases 1 to 288 code for a protein of 95 amino acids. NCBI's taxonomy places the organism in Eukaryota, Fungi, Mucoromycota, Mucoromycetes, Mucorales, Lichtheimiaceae. The record is from RefSeq and is a predicted model, not a curated record. The transcript is spliced from 2 exons.
AUGUCGCCACCAGCCAAACUGGAUCUGGGGGUCGACCUCUUCGACGACGACGACCAGAAAAAUAUUUUUUGGGCUAGUUGCGACAUUGAACGCGAAACUUUCACACAAGGUGCUGUUGGCCAAGCCGAGCACAUUGCUCUAUUCAAAACCCCACGUUUCAUUGUAAAGUUUGGAGAUACAGCCACCUUUAUGUUUCUGGUAGCGACAUUGCGAAAUCUGGGAUUGGCAAGCUUGAUCAUGAAACUUGCACCCAAGGUGCAGUUGGCCAAGCCGAGCACAUUGCUCUAA